AUGGCCUGUGGGGCGCUGUCGGGUGGAUGGAUUCAUCCCCGCGGAAUCGAGUUUGGGGCGCCGCCAGGGGGCGCGGCCCGGCGACGAACACCCCGGGUUUACAGGAGUACCCCAGGGGCGCAGCUGUCUGCCCUUCCCUGCCCGCCCGGAGGAGCAGGAGCAGGUGGAGAGCGGCCGUCCCGGGUCAGAGGGUCAGCCCCAGGGCAGGGCGAUGGGCAGGGCCUGGAGCUGCGCUGCGACUGCCGCUGGGAAAGCCAUCCUGCCGCAUGGCGUGGCCGGAGAGCCACCAGGGGAGGCCCUCCUCGAGCACUGACCCAACCCAACGUCCGCACCCUCUUCUCGUUCACCAGCGUCACCACCAGCGCGACUCCUGGAGGCACCAAGGCUGCUCGCCCCUGUGACCUCAGUGCGAGGACCCCUGGGCACAGCCAGGCCGCCCCUCCAGCCGGCAGAGUGGCAGAGGGCACAGAUGACCACAGGGCCCUGGGGGAGGCUGGGGCCACCAGCAGUCCCCCCCUCGGCCCUCCCACGGCUGGCGACAGGUCCGCGGACACCCCGACAGGAGGCUCCCAGAGCCAGGGCCCCCUCCCCGGCUCCGCAGUGUCCGCCGAGCAGCAGGAUGUAGGGCCCGAGCCCUUGUCAGCCCCUGAGGACAAGGACAAGAGCGAAGCCGCUGGGGGCCGCGGCCGGGAGCGGCCGGAGGAGGUCACACCUCUGGGGCCGCAGGAGCCCAGGCAGGAGAGGCUGACCGAGGGCGCGGGGGUCACGCGGGGCACCGCGGCUUCCCCAGGAGGCGCCCAGGCUCGGGAAGAGACGCCGCACGAAGCGAGUGUCGCCCACGGGCAGGCAGGGCCAGCGCCGGCCCCGUUCGCGGAGACCCCAGCCUCGGGGGCGACAGACCGGCCCCGCGCAGAGGACCCCGCGCCCGCCUCGCCGGGCCCGGCGCAGGGCGCCCUGAGGACGUGGCCGCUGGACCCCAGCCAGUACGCGGCCCUCGAGGAGAACGACUACAUGCAGUCGGUGACCAGCCUGCUGGGCGGGGGCGAGGGCGCCAUCGGGCCGCUGGCCGACGUCCUGGUGUGGCCCGAGGCCACCGUGGGCAUGGGCUUGGCGCUCGGCCUGCUGGCCACCGGCCACGCCUCCCCCAGCGACCUGCUGAGCGCCGCGGGGCCCGGGCUGCGCUCCGUCUCCAGCAUCCUGGGCAGCGCCAGCUUCUUCCCCGGGCUAAUGGCGGGCGCCGGCUGGGCCCUGCGCUCCAUCGCCCAGACGCUGGGGACCGUGGAGCAGAGCACCCGGGAAGGCCUGCGCUCGGCCGUGCGCCACCUCGCCGGGCACCUCUGCCCACGCGGGGCCCCCGCAGCCCCGAGCGGUGGGUAGAGCGCCCAGUGGCCCCUGAGGACUGUCGCCUCGUCCCACUCAGCCCUGCUAUGCCAAGCAAUAAACCAGCAGCCAGCCAGCGGUGGUGUUCUGAGCGCCGGCGCUUCCGCCCCCAGCACUCGGGAAGAGGAGAGAAGAGGCCGCCCCCGCAAAGGCUCCUCGGGAGUCCUGUUCAGCGGGCACAGGAAGAGCAGUCCACAGGGAGACAGCCCUCGGGAACGCGAGAGGGACCCAGGGAUGGAGGGGGCAGUGAAAGUUUUUGAAUGCAUUGCCUGUACUGUUGCAGCACUUGGGAGGCUGAGGCAGGAGGAUGGCAAGUUUGAGCCCAGCCUGGGGACUUAAUG
Chinchilla lanigera (long-tailed chinchilla) is the source of this 1721-nucleotide messenger RNA. RefSeq names its product chromosome unknown open reading frame, human C2orf57 (gene Tex44). NCBI's taxonomy places the organism in Eukaryota, Metazoa, Chordata, Mammalia, Rodentia, Chinchillidae. The transcript is spliced from 3 exons. The coding region runs from base 1 to 1377 and encodes 458 amino acids. The record is from RefSeq and is a predicted model, not a curated record.